AUAGUGAUGUUUUUGUUUACAUUUCUACGCAUUUCUACGGUCUUCGAGAGUCUUUUAGUCAGAGGGUCUUAUACGUCUUAUUACUUAUAAGUAUUUUAAUAGCCUCGUACAUUCUGUGACUUUUUGCGUAAUUGAAGUGGGAUAUAUGUGUAAAAUCUAAAUUUAUAUGAUGGAGACUUCUCAUAAUAUAGUCCAUUAUGGUGGCUGUCAUUGUGGUCAAGUGCGAUUUAAAGUAGUAGCCCCUUCGAUUGUAGUUGUCUUUGACUGCAAUUGUACCAUAUGUACCAAAAAGCAAAACCGGCACUUCAUUGUUCCAUCAGUUAAUUUUACUUUACUCGAAGGAAAAGACCAAUUGAGUACAUAUACCUUUGGGACUCAUCAAGCGAAGCAUCAGUUUUGUAAAACAUGUGGAGUUCAGAGUUUUUACUUUCCAAGGUCUAAUCCUGAUGGAAUUGGUAUAAUGCCUCACUGUGUUGAUCAAGGAACAAUAGAGGAUAUCAUCAUAAAGACAUUUAAUGGCCAACAAUGGGAAGAUAGCAUGGCACAAUUUCCAGAAAUAAAAAAAUUUUCAGACCUCUCAUAAAAAAGAAGGGGCAACUGGUCUGGUUAAGUAGAGCACUUAACUCUUAAUACACAGCAAAAAUGUA
Molecule: messenger RNA, 647 nt
Organism: Daphnia pulex (common water flea)
Lineage: Eukaryota; Metazoa; Arthropoda; Branchiopoda; Diplostraca; Daphniidae
Product: centromere protein V-like
Exons: 4
Coding region: 167-583 (138 amino acids)
Molecular function (GO): carbon-sulfur lyase activity
Source: RefSeq, a predicted model, not a curated record